Cyprinus carpio (common carp) is the source of this 12449-nucleotide messenger RNA. Its product is annotated as serine/threonine-protein kinase WNK1-like. Gene Ontology annotation, molecular function: ATP binding; potassium channel inhibitor activity; protein serine/threonine kinase activity. The record is from RefSeq and is a predicted model, not a curated record. Gene Ontology annotation, biological process: positive regulation of sodium ion transmembrane transporter activity; negative regulation of sodium ion transport; positive regulation of potassium ion import across plasma membrane. Bases 1319 to 9034 code for a protein of 2571 amino acids. The transcript has 33 exons. Lineage: Eukaryota; Metazoa; Chordata; Actinopteri; Cypriniformes; Cyprinidae. Gene Ontology annotation, cellular component: cytoplasm; cytosol.
AUAAGGAUACACUGACACUGAGAAUGUUAGUUUCUUACUCAUUUUAGGACAAAAUAAGAAUUAGCAUUGCAAACAAAAGUAUACUUGAAGAAAACUGCAUUCAUUUGAAUCUGCUGCUAGGAAAAGGAAUCAACUUUUGCACAGCAAUUUGGUAAAUAAACUGAGGAAGGAAACAGCGACCUCCUCAGGCCGUGAUGAGACACUGUCGUCUCUGCUGUCAGUAUUCAGUCAGUGGGAGGGUAUACAGCGACAGCAGCAGCAGCCGCCUCGGAACUAAAACCAACGUGACAGACUGGAGUCUUAAUAACAGCAGCCGAACCAAGAGCAGCACUAACAGAGAAACCCUAAUACUGCAUAUGGAGACUACCAGAUGUCAUCUGUCGACUGCUGCAUAAGGAUAACGACUCAGCCGGCUCGACAGCAGCGAACGCAAACCGCAGUGGACGUUGUUGCAUUGUUCACGUGAAAGGAGGAAAAUCGGUGGUUUGCAGCGGACCCGCGUGCAGUCGACCGGAACCGGACUCCGUUGUUGAUUUGUCGUAAUGUUUUGUCACGGGAUACAUCGUUAACGCUGGAUACCGAGUUUAGUAGAGUCAUUGCAUCACGUUGGAUUCACCAGCCCCGUGUUGAACUUGGCCUGUAGAGCAAACAGUACGAUGAACGCGUAGCUCUGCUAAAUCUCUGGAAUGUGUGUUUUCUGAUCAAUCGGUUUCCCAGCCGUGAUUCUUUUUGUCUUUAUAAUUAUUUGGCGAUUAUCUCUCUUAAAUUAUUCGCUCGGUCAACUCAAGCAGCUGCAGCUUGCGCUUUGUCUACAUCAGAGAGGAAUGGAUAUGACGAUACGAAAGUAAACCUGGACCUGGUUUUUUGGGUUUCGGAGCCAGGAUUCCUGCACUCUGAAGGUCUGAAGAAUAUCAAGCCUCUUUUCCCUCUUGCGGUCCCUUAUGCCCAAUGACGGCUGUCUCCGGGUCACUGCAGGAUGGAUGAAGUGGAUUUGACAGUUUUUGUCUGUCACCAUCCGUGCUUGCCUCUCAGUGACUGUGUCUUGUUCUUUUACGUUUAUAAAAGAACACCUCCUCUCUUGGGCUCUGGCCCCUUACACUGUAAGAGUAACUGUUAGUAAGGAAUACCCCACGGAGGGGGCCUUCCAGCAAACUCUGUGGUUCACGUGAGCUUUUAUUAUUUUUUUUCAUAGGCUUUUUAUGCCACAGUCAAAAGCAGAAACAGGAAAUUUCCACAAAAGGUCAAGGUUUACAUUUGAGUUUUUUCACAAUAAUUUAUUUAUACAUUUAAGUUUUUAUUUUUAUUUUUUCCUGGAGAGAUGUCAUCGGAAAAUCCCAACAAGUUGGUGACCUUCUUGGCCCCUCCACCUCCAAAGAAUGUGAACGGCUCCGGUUCGGACUCACUCGUGGGUGAGAAGCUAGACACGGAGGUCAGAAAACGACGCCACACCAUGGAUAGAGAUCUGAAGACGGCUGAGCACAGAUUUUUUAGGCGUAGUGUCAUCUGUGACUCCAAUGUCACAGCCCUUGACUUGCCCAGCAAAGCCUGCAUCCUCACCUCGCCUCCGGACUGCGAGCAGUUCAUUGUGCCUGCAGUGCUGGGUUCGGCCCCUGAGGUUACCAUUGACCCCCAAGUAGGUGUUUCAGGUGUCGUAUUGGAAGAACAUGCAGAGGAUGGAAGAGCUGCUGGGGUUGAUGGGAUUGAGGAGGUACAGAGCCCAUCUGUGCAGGAUGUGGGUGUGAGGCAGAGCGAGGCCCUUGGGAUGGUGGAGAAGGAGCCCAGCGAUGUGGGCAACAAGGAGCAGGAGAGGGGUGCAGCAGACAAACGUGAAGAGGAGGAAGAGGAGGAGAGAGGGGUGGCGAGGGCCCGUGCUGAAGCUGAGCAGAGAGAGGCUGAGAAAAAGGUUCAGGAGGAUGAAGAAGUGGAGACCAAAGCUGUGGGCACCUCACCCGAUGGGCGUUUCCUCAAAUUUGACAUCGAGAUUGGACGCGGCUCGUUCAAAACUGUCUACAAGGGCUUGGACACGGAGACUACGGUGGAAGUAGCUUGGUGCGAACUUCAGGAUCGGAAGCUGUCAAGAUCAGAGCGCCAGCGCUUCAAGGAAGAGGCUGGCAUGUUGAAAGGCCUGCAGCACCCAAACAUUGUGCGAUUUUAUGACUCAUGGGAGUUGCCCUCCAAAGGCCGCAAGUGUAUUGUGCUGGUGACGGAGCUCAUGACGUCGGGAACCCUAAAAACGUAUCUGAAGCGCUUCAAGGUGAUGAAGAUAAAGGUGUUGCGGAGCUGGUGCCGACAAAUCCUGAAGGGCCUGCACUUCCUCCACACCAGGGCUCCUCCCAUCAUUCACCGGGACCUUAAGUGCGACAACAUCUUCAUCACCGGUCCCACCGGCUCCGUUAAGAUUGGCGAUCUAGGCUUGGCCACCCUCAAGCGCACAUCAUUCGCUAAGAGUGUCAUAGGUACCCCUGAGUUCAUGGCGCCUGAGAUGUACGAGGAAAAAUACGACGAGUCGGUGGAUGUGUACGCCUUCGGAAUGUGCAUGCUGGAGAUGGCUACCUCUGAGUACCCGUACUCUGAGUGUCAGAACCCCGCUCAAAUCUAUCGCCGAGUCACCAGCGGAGUUAAACCUGGCAGUUUCGACAAGGUAGCCAUUCCAGAGGUGAAAGAGAUCAUCGAGGGAUGUAUUCGCCAAAACAAAGAUGAAAGAUACGCCAUCAAGGACCUUCUGAACCAUGCCUUCUUCCAGGAGGAGACUGGGGUGCGGGUGGAGCUGGCUGAAGAGGACGAUGGGGAGAUGAUUGCCAUAAAGCUCUGGUUGCGCAUUGAAGAUGUCAAGAAAUUGAAAGGCAAAUACAAAGACAACGAAGCCAUCGAGUUUUCCUUCGACCUCCAUCGGGACGUGCCAGAAGAUGUGGCUCAGGAAAUGGUUGAGUCGGGCUAUGUUUGUGAGGGCGACCACAAAACCAUGGCCAAGGCCAUCAGAGACCGCGUGUCCCUGAUCUGCCGCAAACGAGAGCAAAGACAGCAGGUGCGAGCCGAGCAAGAGAAACGCAAGCAGGAGGAGGAGCAGAAGCAGUUGUCCAGCGAGUCUUUAAAAAACGUGUCCGGCUCUCAAGGUUCUGCACAGAGCCAGUGUGGUUCCCAGCCUCCGACUCCUGGCCUCGUCCAACCCGAGUGUGAGGAGCCUGAUGUAGACCAGCAGCAUCAGUACAUGCAAAGUGGAAUGACCUUGGCUGACAGGACACUUGACAGUGGUCAGGGUUCAUCCGUGUUCUCAGAACCUCACCUCAGCCAGCUCAACAUGUCGUAUAGUUCUCCUGGCGCGUCGCAACCCCAGCAGGUGCCUGGACAGGCCGCCUACCCUCCCAGCUCUCAAGCUCCACAACAGCACACCGCAUACCCCCAACAGCCCAUGCCUCCUCCACCUCUUCCCCGUCGUCGUAGCAUGUCUGUUUGCGUGUCCUGCUUUUCUACCACCUCUGCUCUAUCGUGUCCUCCCAAGCUACCUUCCACCCCUCCUCCAGUCGCAUCAGCCCCACUCUCGCCCCGGCUGGGGAGGCCAGAUGGGGAGACGUUUGCGGGCCGACUGUCCAAAGCACUGGAGAGUGUCCUGCCCCUUCACUCAGCCCCGCCCCGUCGCCGUGCCAGUCUCCCAGCAAUCUUUGCCAGUCCUCCGCAAUCAGCGAGUCAGCCGUACGGUGGAGGAGGCUCAGGUCUGGUCGAGCCCCCGCUCUUUUUCCCCACCAUCCCGGAACGGCCCAUCUCGUUCUCCCCCCCGCCAUCUUGCCCACCUAAAGCUUUCAACGUGCAGCGCCGCAAGAGCACCUCCAUCCUGGAGGCCCACACGCGUCACUUCCAGCCCGCCUACCAUCGUAGCUAUGGCAGCGGCCUACAUCCGUUUUCUGGCAUGGAAGCUCUGGGCCCCGGCGUUGAACCCUCCCUGUUCAUGAUGCAUGGUAUGGCGCCUCAAAGAUUGGCUGAGCCACUGCACCUACAGCCCCCAGCAGAGUCACUAUAUGGAUAUAAGGACGUGAGAGCAGAGCAAGAGGAGGCUGUACGCAGACUCAGUCUCAACCAGGCUGCACUAAUGGACCAUCUGGAAGCCAUGGCCUAUAGUGGCUACCCUAUGACUGCACAGCAGCUAAGCCACAUCAGCUUCCAUCAGCAAAUGCAGGUCGCUGCUGCUGCUAGCUUGGCCUAUGAGACUCAAUCACAGCCUGGGCCAGCUUACCUACACCCUCAUGUUCAGAGCCACAUGCGCUUGACCCACAGCCCCAUCCCGCAACUGCCUCCCAUGAGUGUGUCUAGCUCUGCCUCUGCACCGCAGCAAACCACAGCUGCAGAUCCAGUGUAUCAGACCCACUCGUUUCCCCAUUCCGCACCACCCGUCUUGGCUCAUACAUCCGAGCCGAGCACCGCCUUUGAAUUCCACAUGCACAACCUCCAGGCGGACCCAGCCAUGCUGGCGUCGAGACUCUACCGAGCCCGCCGGGGAUCCAUGGACCUUAACCUAGAGGAACCGACUGGCAACCUGGGCUUGUGUGGACGACUACAGCCUGUCACUGAAGAACUAUACAGCUAUGUGAGCCCGGAGCUGCCCCUUCCCCCGGGCAGCCUGCUUCUCCAUGGACCUAAAGAACUCAGUCCUGAACCUUCAAGUGACUCUAUGACCUCCUCUGAUGCUGGGGAGUUCCACUCGCCUCCGCCUCAUCAGUUGUACCAACUUCAAGACUGUUCCGCUGCUCAAUCCAUCCCACAAACUUCUUACUACAAAACAAAUGGAGGGAGUAACAUCAGCGAAGGACACCCACCCAGUCAGACAACAUUUCUGUUUGUUCCACCUUCUGAAUCGUCCACCGUUCCGUCCUCGCACAUCACUGCUCUGCACAGUACUUGGGCCCGUCAACCAUCCCUUCCACCGGACCUCACAUACCACGAGCCUGCCUUGUCCCAUCAGGGCGCUACCUUGGUCCCAAUCCCCCAGUCCACAAGCGCCAUGUCUCUGGUUUCCUGCAGCACCCCAUUAGCCGCUUCUGCUUCUCAACAGUAUGGAGGUUACUACGUCCAAGCACUCCCUUCGCAGGCUGCUGUUCCGCAACAGGCUUCUCUGGGGGCCACAUCCCAACCAGGAGUCUCGUUACCCCAACAGCAAGCUCCCCAACAGCUUCCCAGCACUGUGGUUCAGAGCAGCUCCCAGAUGCAGGUCCAGCCCGGCCCCCAGCCCACACAGCUUCUCUGCGCGCCAACUAUAGCAGUUGCCCCGUUUCCGCAGCAGCCAGUGCCUGAAGCGCUGACAUGCCCGGCAGCUGUGCCUGCUCCAGCCACGUCCCCAUCAGCGCUGCCACCCCAUCUGGCCCAAUUGGUGGCGCCUCUAAUGACACCUGUGCCAACCAUCCACGUGGCCACAGUCCCUUCCCCCACCAAACAUCCAUGUUUGCCAGCAGACACCCCAGCGCAGACAUCUCAUAGCGUCUCUCAGACUUUGAUGACAGAGCUGUCACAACUCCAAACUCCUGCUGUGGAGAGUUGUCAUUCUGAUGUGGCAUCUGGGCUCAGUGAUGGUAAUGAGGGCGUAACGGGUGGCAGGCAUGAGGGUCGUUCUGCCAAAAGGCACCAGCGCAGAUCAGUACGCAGCCGUUCACGCAAUGAAAAAACCUCUAAGGCCAAGCUCAACGUUCUUAAUAUAUCCAGAAUGGGCGAUAGAGUUGCGGAGUGUCAAUUAGAAACACACAACAGAAAAAUGGUGACUUUCAAGUUUGAUCUAGAUGGCGAUAACCCAGAGGAAAUUGCACAGAUAAUGGUACAAAGUGAAUUCAUUCUAGAGAGCGAGCGCGAGUCCUUCAUCGAGCAGAUUCGAGAGGUCAUAGAAACAGCAGAUGAGAAAGGUGUGGAGAGAGAGUGCAGUCAGACGGUUAGUGAUCACGAGCAGCAUAUGCCCACCACAUCUGCACCUCUUGAGCAAGGUGUGCCGCCUAGUUCAGCUGCCCAGGUGGUCCACUCUGCAGGCCGAAGGUUUAUCGUGAGUCCAGUGCCUGAAUCCAGACUGAGGGAACAGUUCUUUAGCUCACCCCAACCCACAAUUGAAGAGCCUUCAUCCUAUGCACCGCCUGCCUUGGGGCUUUCUAUGUCUGCGUCUGCAGUUAGUCUACAGCAGGCAUUCUCUGAAAUACGCCAAGGCCGUUUUGACCCGGGUCCCAGCACUGCGCCGCCUAUGCUCCAUGUCUCCAUGCCCCCUCUGCUUCCUUUGGCAGCACCCUUGCCUUCUAGCAUCGCCCCGGUGGUCCCUCCCACAGUGUCUUCUGAAGUGACCUCUUCACCAUCUCUACCCUCUGUCUCCAUAAACCCUCCAGGGUCAUCGUCUCCUCCUCCUACCCUUCCGGCCUCCUCCGUGACCUUCCCUCCAGCCCAUUCGCAACUCCCUCUGCCUCAAAGUCAAGCUGUACCUGCCAUCAUCAGUGUUAUUUCCACACCUUCCUCUCUGCCAGUGCCACCUGUGCCUGCCACCACAUCCUUCCCCCAAACUUCAGUCCCCAUGCCUGCACCUGCCUGUAUUGAAGCCCCGCUCACUCACUCCAUGAGUCCUAUGGGAUCUGUUUCUGGUGGCAGUAGUGAACAGCCGCCCAUCACCUCCACUUCAGCUCAGCUCACAUCACCGGUCAUCCCCACCACAGCCAUCCAGACACCGCCGCUCGCACCAUCCACCACCCCGGUUAUUCCCACUUUAGCUGCUCAGUCACAAGUGCCCACCCUCCAGCCGGUUACCACCAACAUACCCGUCGUGCAGCCCACACCCGUGCACAGCCAACCUCAAACCUCCACCGUGCCCAAUCAGAGCCAUGCACAUUGUGUAGAAUGUGACAGCGACCCGCAGGGAAAGGGUGUUGAUGACAUCCAGGCUCUAGAUAAAAAGCUGCGUUCGCUCUUCAUGGACCUGGGCUCUGGUCCGCCCUCUGCCCAGUCUGAUGUCACAUCUGACCCCAUGGCGGCUGCAAGCAUCCCUGGCACCUCCUCUCCAACUGCCUGCGCCACCCCUAGCGGCACCCCUCUCCCUCCCUCUAGUUUACCCCUUAACACCUCCGGUCAGCCCACAGGCUCUCCCAUGACAUCCAUGGGUAAUGCCUCCACACCGGUUGGCUACAGUCAGACGACUCCAUCCAAAGCACCAUUAUCAAGAUUACCGGUGUUGCCUGUCGGCCCAGAUCAGGCUGGCACGCCACCCACAGAGCACCUACCACCCUUCCCAGGACCUUGUUUAACUCAGUCCCAGCAGCCCCUGGAGGAUCUGGAUGCCCAGCUGAGACGGGCGCUGAGUCCAGAGACUGUCCCAGUCAACAGUGUCACGCACCAGUCAUCUAUCUCUGGGAUGCCACCUGGAGGACAGCCAGUGCCGUUUUCUCUGGAUGAUGAGACAGCAGCUGCACCUGCAGCUGAAGGAUACACACUGGGACGAUUCCAGGUGUCAGCGGCUCCUGAUGAGAAUGCCCGGCAGGCUCCCAUCACCUCCCAUGACUCAUCCUCCACAUCUUCUUCCUCCACCACCACCUCCUCUUCAUCAUCCUCCUCCACUCUCUCUAGCCCCGAGAACACGCUGCACCGAACCUCCUCUCACCUUAGAGACACGAAAGCAGAUGUGGUUGAUGGCCUCCCUGCUCUCCCUAACCAGACGACAACCCACCCCCAGCCCACCACCAUUGGCCGUUUCCAGGUGACCACCAAGACUGACACAAAGGUGGGCCGUUUCUCAGUGAGCAGAGCACAGGACGAGGCUCCUGUGGCAAGCUUACAACCCCCAGAACCCCAGCCAGGACCUCAAGCCCAUCUAGCUUUAGGCAACGGUCCGGCUCAGAGCCCCGGGAGCCUCAACAACUCCAUCAGCUCCUACUUCAGCAGCGACAAUGACUCAGAGUUUGAAGACGAGGACUUUAAGAAAGAAGUCAGCAAGCUGAGGGAGAAGCACAUGAUGGAGAGUCAGGCUCUGUACACGCGGCAGAAGGCAGAGAUUGAUGCCCUUUUUGCUCGCUUGGGCAAAGCACCUCCCGCUAUGGUCAACCCUCCCGUUGUGAACCCAGCUGGCCGCAGACGACGUCACACCAAAAGCAAAAGCAGCAAAUCCAGCCGCAGUAGCUCACAGGGAAGCAAGAGUCCUGUACAGCCAGCAACCAGCACUUUAUCCGCACAGAGCGCUCCCUCUGUGUACCCGCCUCAGCAGGCCUUCCUGGCCCCUGGGGGAAUGAUAGAUGGGGGGAGCAGCCCUCUGCUCCAGUCCUUCAAACCGUCCCCUUCUAAUGAGAACCUGUGCUCCACUUACACCAGUGACGGCACACUCUCUGCGCCCAGUUUGUGUGUCACCUCGCAAGGCUGUGUAAAGUUCAGCUGUGGGUCGGAGAGAGUGACCUUCAAACCAGGUGGCAGGAGGACGCGUUUUCUGAGUACGCCCUGCUUGGCUCUUUGGAAGAUGGUGAAAAAAGUGUGCCCCUGCAACCAACUCUGUAGGACGAGCAGCACCAACACGGUGGCGGGAACUGUUCAGAAUCAAAACCAGCCGCCAGUCUCUCAGUCCCAGAGCUGCAAGGGCAUGUUCACAGACGAGCUGCACAAAUUGGUGGACAACUGGGCCAGGGACGCUAUGAACCUGUCACAGGGCAAGAGAGGCUCCAAGCACCAACAACAAGUGUCUCCUCAGGGCCACAGCCAAGACAUGGUUCCUCCUACCAAUAUGGGCCGUAAGUACUCGGCUCCUGGCCAGCUGUGCCCAAGCAUCGCUUCAACUCUGAGCGGCCACCCGCCCAUGCCCAACACUCCCGCUACCUCUCUGGGGGCCCGGAAGGGCUCCUUGUGUCCCACGCCGCAGUAUGGCUACCCCUCUGCACCUUACAGCGCCCAGUGGGCUGGUUCAAUCGCGCACACCCAGGCCGGUCUGCUGGCCACCUCGCAACCCCUGUAUCCCCAGGUUCCCACACCUUUACAGACCUUCCACAUCAGCACUUUGCAAAAGUCAGUCAGCCACCCGGGUGGACCCAACCUGAAGACCACGUAGGGCAGGGCCUAGCCGCGCCAGGCCUAAAUAACUCUCGAGUUGAGGGAAGCAAGGGGGGUGGGGCGGAUUGGGCAAGCGUUUGAGUGCAUUACAGAGAUUCUGUCACAAGAGUUGAUAUUUGAGAAAGAAGAUGCCAGAAUCUGCAUGCAUGCUCACAGAUACGCCACGGGGAUGAUGCACAAUGACACAAGGGAUAAGAUAAAAAAAAUAAAACACGGACACUUGUGUGCAAUGUUACGUGGCCAAAGAAGGUGUGACCAUUUUUAUUGUUAAGGUGUGUAGUGAUGGCAUCCUUCACCACCCAGCCCCAAACAUUUGUCAAGGGGUUCGAUUACAGGUUUGCUGACCUAAAAUGGAAUGAAUGCCACAGGCAUCCAUCUGUAUAUCCUCCUGAUAAAUUCAUACAUCAAGCAUGUCAACAAAAACGGGUGGGUGAUGGUGAGCAGCGAAGAGACAAACCUAGUUCCCCUCUUGCCCUAAACCCUCUUCUGCAAUGCCAUGGAAUAAUGCAAUAAUUACAAUGGUAAGAAAAAAAGCCCAUUAUAAAACACAGGAAGUGGCCUUCAUUAGAUAAAUGACAAAAUCCAUGUACAGAUUUCCUUUGUUUUUAAAUUGGGUUAUGAGGGUUUUGAUUUCAUUCACUUGGUUGGUUUUUCUUCCCUAUGCCCUUCAAGCCGGUCUUGUGUAGCAGAAUGUUAGGGACAGUACUUUUUUUUGUCAUAUGUUCAGAGGCCUUUCUGCUGCCUGUACUACAAAGCUCCUACAUGCAUCCCAGCAUGCACAUUCACACUCUUACCGUCCUCUUCCGGUUUUCUCGUCGGGCCAGAACACAAGGUGACUUGUAAAAUGGUGGAUAAAAUCAGAUGGAUUGGGGUUUGGAUACAGGAUUGGUUACCUUUGAGGCCUGUGGAGCUUUAAAUCUUUGGCUAAUUAUCAGCUUUUUCUAAUCAUGGCAGCAUUAGGAGCCUCUUACGAUAGUUUGAUCGAGACAUUCAAAUUAGAAGUUGUGUUCUGUAUGGACCUGUAUUUACUCAUCAGUUUUUGAUGUUGAAACACUGUGAUUAUUAUAAAUGUUGUUGGACAACAUUAGAUAAAAAGAAAGUAGACAAAAAAAAAAAAACAUGAAAUUUUGGAGGAUGGAAGGCUAGCUAUUUCAUUAUUCACAUCUUAUUGGAGACACUUUAACCUUUUUUUCCCAUUUGUACUUUCUUUAUAUUAUUAGAUAAAUGUGAAUGUAAAUGGAUUCAAUUAACGUACUUGAAGAAAAGAAUCUUUCCCUCUUUCGCUAAGCCCGGUGAGCUUUCUGAAGAUUCUAGUGCCUUGCUUUAUUUUUGUGUUACUUUUUUUGCUCCGGGGUUUGAUAUAUAAGGCAGUGGAGAGUCUCUGGUUUGAUUGCGUGACUUCACAGAGGGUGAUUAUUAAUAUAUUGCAGGAACAAGGUGUUGUUAUGGAUGCCGUUUUGAAUUGGCUACGACUGAAACCAUUUGAUGGAACAGUCCUAGUCACAAAAAGCUUCAUUUAUAAGGUGCGCCAACACACAAUCCAGCCAUUAUAUCACAUUCAAAGGCUGUGAAAGUGCUUAAAGGGUUGAGUUUUAGAUACUUUGAUCAAUCUAUGUUAGUAUGCAAGUAGAAGUGUGCCUAUCAUCAGCACAUAGAUGAGUCAUUUAAACUUCUUUCAACAGCCACGGUGUCUUUGUUUUCCAGAUGGAUUCUUAAACAGCGUGAACGGUUCUUGUGAAGGUGAGGGAUCGGCUCAGAUAGAAACGCGGGACGAGGAAAGUUAGUAUGCAUGGGACAGUAUGUUGUAUGUAUUUCAAAACCACCGAUAGCUUAGAUGUUUUUCCAGAACUGCUUAAUUGGUUUUGACGCCAUCCAGUGUGAAAUCCUCUCCAGGUGUGCAUAGGGAGACACGUUUGACUCAUUUAGCAACAGAUGUGACAGCAAGUCUAGAAAAGGACCAGAAAGGUGGGAAAAGACAGUUAGCAACCCUCACCGACACAAGAACGCCACUGUCUGCCAAAACAACACUGUUAAAGAAUAUUUCUUGCUGGUUUCUCAUCAAUCUGCUUCUUUUGAACUCUCACUGCCCAUGUAAGUUCUCACAUCACUGUACUGACAACAGCCUUCGGUUUCAUGGCAGAUCAGUAGCUUCUUUUGGAGGAUCUCACUCUCUCUCUCUUGGUAGCAGUCAGUCAAAUCACUCUUGUAAAUGCUUUGGUUAUUUCAAAAUACCUGACCUGCAGUGUCAGACUACCUUUUAGCACUUUCAACUGUGCAGAUGAAUAGAGAACAGUCCUGAUCCACCAGAAACAAAUGUACAGAUCCUUUACAGAGCAUUUUAUCUGGAGAUGCUCUCAUCACCUUAACUACUGAAAGGACUUAGAUAACAACUCGUUACAUACUGCUUAGUGUGCCGUCUGCGUGAAACGUCUGGUACAGGAACUUCACUUUAGGUCAACUGUACAGUUUAGAUUCUCAACUGACUCUAUAUGUUCAAAAUCUGAUCAUUAUACCUUUAUCUCUUGCUUUGUACACAAUGCUUUACCUGUAGACAGCUCGUUUUUACCAACUUUACGUCGCUCGGUUUGUUCAAACUGUGAACACAUCAAAAGGUCUUUAACAAAGAGGUCCAACCUGCUCAGUGUUCAGACCAAUGAAAUACUACCUUCUGAGUGCCAUGUCCCUGUUCCAGAUAUGACGCAAGUGUUCAUUUGCUCUCGCUAUAAGAAACAGGUCCCCCUGUUUGACUGUAGAGGGUGCUUAUGUAUUCACCUCUGACCUCUGAUGUAAAUGAAACAGCACCUUGAAAAAGAAAAAAAAAAAAACUCCUUUUUCUUUGCUUUGAAAAAACAAUUGUUUGUAGCGUGCUGAUGUACGAACGAGCCAUUCAGUAUCGCUAGACAUUCAGUUUAUGAUGAAAAAACAAACAAACAAUAACAUGUAUUUUUUCUUUCUUUUUGCAUGAGACUUUAGUUACACAGAAAAUGCACACAAACUUACUCAAAACUAUCUUGAAUGAAUCCCUCCUUACUAGUCGCUCUCCUGUGGAAAGAAAUACAACAGAACAAUGUUUACUUAAUGCUACUGACCUGUCAUUGAGUUAUUUUGGUUUGUACUACUAUCUGAUCCGCUUGUUUUGCUGUCUUUUGAGUCUCUAGAUUUCCUCUGGCGGCUUUCAUUCAGUGUUUUUUUUUUUCUCCGUAUGAUAGUUAACAUUGUACAAAAUGUUAAAAGAGUUACUUAAAAUGAAAACCAAACAAAAACAUGUAGGGAAUCAUCGGCAAUGUUUAACUGUAUGUUUUGCACUAAGUAUAGGAUGUUCAAGCUUCAUAUAAAACUGAGCUUUGCGCUCCAAUAAAACAGCAUUUGUUACCCUAUUUGUAAACUUAAUAAAAGUCAUUUAAAUAAAUUAA